AUGGCUCGAGAGGAGCUGAUCACGUCGGCGGUUACUUUCCUCCAGGAUCCCUCUGUCUCGUCCGCGCCUCUGGAGAAGAAAGUUGCAUUCCUGCAGUCCAAAAACCUGACGCAGGAAGAGAUUGAUAUAGCCCUAACUAGAAGCGGUUCUUCUAGCCCAUCUACACCUGCGUCAGAGCAACAGAGCCGUGCAGUUGUUCCGUCACCGCCGCCAUACCGGGCUCCCCCAAACCAGAGCUAUGGAUAUGGACAGGCUGGUCAAUGGGGUUACGCAACUCCGCCAGAGCUCCCAAGGCGUGAUUGGAGGGAUUGGUUUAUCAUGGCAACGGUAAUGGGUGGUGUUGGUUAUGGCCUCUAUUUUGUUGCAAAGCGUUACAUCUCACCUUUAAUCGCACCUCCCACCGCACCACAGCUUCAACAAGACAAGGAAAGUGUGGAUGAGCAAUUUUCUCGUGCAUUUUCUCUCCUAGACCAACUUUCCGCAGAUACCGCCGCCCUCAAAGCCGCCGAAGAAGCCCGAACAACUCGACUUGAUACUGCACUCCGUGACGUGGAGGAAGUCGUUCAAGAGCUCAAAGUUUCCUCACGGAGACGUGACGAUGAAACUAGGCGCAUUAGUGAAGAAGUAAGGAGCUUGAAGGAUGGCAUUCCAAAAGCCAUUGACGGAGCUCGUGAAGGGAACGAGAAACGGCUAAGGGAGCUCAACUCAGAGCUAAGGAGCCUGAAGGUUCUCUUGACAAAUAGACUUGGUUCUGGUGCAUCGACCCCAACGCCUAACGCUGCUACCACUACUGUCACUACUCGGCCAGAUGUAAAUGGCGCUGCUUCUGCUACUCAACAAACCCCUUCACCUGCUACGCCAAGUCUUGCGGGAGCCUCUAUAUCAGCCUCAACUCCAGCUCCACGAGAGCGCUCUGGCAGCCCGUUUUCUCAGCUCGGGAAACCAGCAAGCAUCCCAGCAUGGCAGAUGGCUGCUGCUAACAAAGCCAAGAGCACUACAGCCUCUCCUUCGGUUGAAGAUGCAGGCGAAGAGGCCGAAAAGGCUGAAAGCAACCAGCAGUCUGCAUCUACUGCCAGUUAA
Trichophyton rubrum CBS 118892 is the source of this 1080-nucleotide messenger RNA. RefSeq lists its product as uncharacterized. Gene Ontology annotation, cellular component: peroxisomal membrane; peroxisomal importomer complex. Lineage: Eukaryota; Fungi; Ascomycota; Eurotiomycetes; Onygenales; Arthrodermataceae. The transcript is spliced from 5 exons. The coding region runs from base 1 to 1080 and encodes 359 amino acids. Gene Ontology annotation, biological process: protein import into peroxisome matrix, docking. Gene Ontology annotation, molecular function: signaling receptor binding. The record is from RefSeq and is a predicted model, not a curated record.